AUGGAUGAGCUUGCGUGCCGCAGCUUUUCCUCAUCCAUCCCUCAGUCCCUAGCCUCCUUCUCCGGCGCCGGCGGCCAACACCCGGUGCUUGAGUUCGAGUACUGCGACGUCCCCGAGCAAUGGCUGGAGGAUGACGACGGGGUAGAUAAGCUCUGGGACGGCAGCACAGCGACAGCGUUGGGCAACGGGGCCACGCCCUCGGCACCGGCAGCAGGCAACGAUGUGUCUGACAAACCACCGGCGGCACCUGCGCCCAAGUGGCGGCGAGGCCGCAAGCCCGGGCCGAGGACCGUCGGUCCCGUCCUCAGUCACGUGGAGGCGGAGCGGCAGCGGCGGGACAAGCUCAACCGCCGGUUCUGCGACCUUUGGGCAGCCGUCCCCACGGUGUCCAAGAUGGACAGGGCGUCCCUCCUCGCGGACGCCACUGCCUACAUCGCUGAGCUGCGCGCCCGCGAGGAACGGCUCGAGAUCGAGGUCAAGCAGCAGCAGGCCGUGGCGGCGGCGCCCUCCGCGGCCGUCACUGCAGGGCCGCCGGAGGCCUUCAAGGAGAAACUGGAGGUGCGGAUGUUGGGGCAGCGAGAGGCGGCGGCGCUGCGCCUGACGACGACGGCAGCGACGACACCAACCCACGCCGCCGCGCGCCUCAUGGUCGCGCUCUGCUCGCUGGACCUGCCGGUGCAGAACGCAUGCGUGUGCCGGGUGGGCGGUACGACGACCGUGCAGGACGCCGUCGUGGACGUGCCCGUCGCGCUGCGGGACGAGGGCCUCCUCCGCGCGGCGUUGCUCCGGUGCCUGCAGGGGAGCGGAUGA
This is a messenger RNA of Miscanthus lutarioriparius, 810 nucleotides long. NCBI's taxonomy places the organism in Eukaryota, Viridiplantae, Streptophyta, Magnoliopsida, Poales, Poaceae. The record is from the annotation of a GenBank genome assembly.